AAGUUAUCAUGUUUCAAAUAUGGCGGCAAACAGUGGAUGGUUGGAACUUGAAAGCGAUCCAGGUUCUAACCGUUUUUAUCCGCAUCCACACGUUUAUAUUUUCCACUUACAAUUCCACGUAUGAUAUGUGCACCCUUUGAUAACUUAAUCGUUGUUUUUCUUGAUGUAGGACUGUUCAGCCUUCUAAUUGAGGAGUUCGGUGAGUAGCUUGUCAACAGUCAUUUUAGCUUAGUAGAGUGAAUCAGAAUUCAACAUGCAGUGCUUACAAGGAUCGAUCGAUAAAUGCAUGUAAGGAAAUAUAAAAUAAUUUGGAUCGACACAAACACUGGAUCACGUAAAAGAGCUCUCAUCAUCAAUUAGAGACUCACUGGAGUCAAACGGACUGACAUCGUUCCGCAAUGCAAUGCGCAGUGAAAUCAACACACGUACACAUGCUCUCACUAUUAUGUAAAUAGUUCUGAAAAUACUUUCAUCUAUCUUCCGUUCGUUACUCUGUACUCAGAUCACAAUGACACAUUUAGAAAAUUUUACAUGACUUUUUAUAGUAAAAAAAAAAUGUGGAACGAACUGACAUUUUUGUGGAACGAUCUGACUAUUGAAUGGAACGAUCUGACUUGGAACGAUCUGAUCAUGGAACGAACCGACUGGAUACCUCAUCUACAUUAUAUAUUUAUCCAUAGUUAGUAGAUCUAGAGGGAACCUCUCUACUAAAUAUGAUCAAUCUUAAUACACACCUUUUUGUUUUGUUUUGUUUGUUUAUUUAUUUGCAUUUUGUUUCCUGCUGUGAAAUGGUGGAUGAUUUUCUUGCUCAGUAAGGUUUAUGGUCGUUUCGCCUACGAGUCGUUUUGCCAACGUUCUGUUCACAAACUUUUGAAGUCGUUUCGCGUACGAGUUAGGUCAGUUCCCUAAAUGCUUUCGCCUGAUCAGUGGCUGAAAGAACAAGGUAUAUAUCAUGGUCGAGAGAACAAAGCAUAUACAUGCGCACCGCUCAUUUUGCUUCUUAGUGGAACGACAUAAGACGUUGGUUAACAGGACAUGAGCAAAAGGACUUGUAGGCGAUACGACUGGUCACCAUGAUCACCCUUGGUAAAGAUUUCAAGUUUAGAUUAGGUAAAAGACUAAACCUUGGUCUCUUCUAUCAAAAGUAACCUGCUUCAAUGAUGUAUUAAUCUUUACUUACUAUUAGGUGUGAAAGGUGCUCAGGUUGAGGAAAUAUAUGAUCUUUCAAAACCAUUCAGAGGGUAUGGCAUCUAAUUUUGCUGUGUAUGUUACAGGUCAAAAUUAUAUUGAGGUUUAAUUUUUUUAAAAUAGGUUGAAUCUCUAUUUGCUAUGUCUCCUAGCCCUAAUUAUUCAAGAAUCAGGCCUAGGAGACAAAGGAAAUUGAGAAUUAACCCGUGAAAAUUAACCCUUAAAGUGCCAAUAGUGACCAAAAACAAUUUUCUCCUAAUAAUAUCCAUACAUUGUCAAGAGAUAAAGUUAUAAGAAUUAAUAAAAUGAUCACCAAAGGGAAAAUGCCAUGAUCUUUUAUCAAAUUCUCUCAAGUAAUUCUUAAGAAAAUCUAUGGACAUCAGUUUGGAGAAUUUGUAUGUGGAUAUUGGGGCUUAAAGGGUUAACUUGAACUAAAGUUUGACCUGCAACAUGUAUACUUUACUGCUUAUGUUUUAAUCUAUUGAAAGGUUUUCAGCUGUUUACUGCUGUUUAAGGUGGCCUGAAUCUAUUUAUAUGCAUGUUGGUAAUGUUUUUUAAUCACGUUUUUCAGCAGGAAUGAUUUCUAUGCUUUUUGGUAUCAUUAAUAAAGAAUGGUGGAACUUAAAGAUAGUGUUGUUUAUUUUCUUGUAGGUAUAGAAGCUUUGAGAUCAGGGUGCAAAGAAAGUCAGUUUUACACCUUGCCAUUUGAGCAAGCUGUACCUAGCAUGCACUAGCACGAAAGUCAUUUCAACUAGCCUGAAAAAAAAAUAAUUGAUGAGCAGGACUGAUAACAGUUUUUCCGUAAUUUGAAUUUAAAAAAAUGUCAAUAAUUUCAAAAUCCUAUGACUGAUUUUUUCCUAACUUCAGCAGAUAAGCCGCAGGAUUCUCUUAAAUAAUUUAACUCUCUCAAAAAUCUUCUUCAUGAACAAAAAGAAUAAAUAACUGAACUAUAGCAUCUUUAUCUUUAAUUACAGUGUUGUGUAGGUGAGAGAAAACUUACAGAUACAUGACUGUAUAAUCUCUUUCUUUGCUUUAUGUAGGCCUGUGUAUGGUUUUAUUUUUCUCUUUAAAUGGAUCGAGGAAAGAAGAUCAAGACGCAAGAUGCAGCCCUUGGAAGAAAUGUUUGUGGAGGAUGAAAAUAUUGUACGAGAUAUCUUUUUUGCCCAGCAGGUACAAUUGUAAAAAAAUUAAAACUAACAAUAGUAGAAAGAUGUAUUGAUCAUAAUAUGGGGUAAGAAUGUGGAUAAUGUGGAUAUGUCAUAGAAAAAAGUUACUUUAAUGUGUUAGGAAUUCUUGAGAAUGUAAAGAAAGGCUUAAUAAGUUUGUCCCUUAAAAUGGUAAUUCUAUCCAUUAUUAAUAUUAUUUUUUUGGCCAACAGGUAAUUCCAAACUCCUGUGCCACUCACUCAUUACUGAGUGUUCUGUUAAAUUGUACACAUAUUCACCUAGGAGAAACCCUUAGCAGAUUAAAGGAGUUUUCUAGCAAGUUUGAUCCCGAGGUACAUACUGUUUCAACUUUGUGCUUCUUUUAUUUUGCCUUUCUCAUUGCCAGUUGCAGUAAAUUAUGUUGAAUGGAAUGUCAGAUAUGCUGCAGAUAUGCCUAUUUGUGGGUAAUGAGUAAAUAAAAUUGUACAUUCUGAUUGACCAAUAAAAUAAACAAAUAAAUGAAUGAAUCCAGUGCUGAUGGUUUUAGGAAAACAUUUCUGUUUAUGUAACAUACUUCUAACAACAAGAAUGCUCAACUGCAAUUCAAAGUUUUCAAAACAAUUAAAAGAUUAUCUUAUUAUUCUGCUCACAGGUGAAAGCCUGAGAGUGACUUCCUGUUAAGUUUCAUAUACAUAUUUUUGUUGUUGUUUCAUAUUGUUCAUUUAUUUUUUAAUCACUCAUUUUUUCUUGGUUUUUAUGCAUGUUUCCUACACGUACAUGUGAUAAAACAUCAGUUGAAGUAAUACCAGUUUUUGAAGUGCAUGUAUAGAAAGGCUUGUUUCAUGAUCAUGCUGAUUACAUACUACUGAAAAAAGAAACACUUCUUUACAUCAUGUUAACUACUUUUAUGUUCAACGGCUUCUAAACUUCAGAACAAAGGAUAUGUGAUUGGCAAUCUACCAGAAUUGGCCAUGGCUCACAACAAAUUUGCCAGGUAAUAUUAAUUUUGUUCCUUUUUUAUAUCUUAAUUAUUUUUAUUCCGUUUAAAUGUUUUACUGCCCUAGUAAAAAGUACACUUACAUGUACCAAAUGUAAGGUGGACCUGAUAUUGAUAUAUAUUUUUUUCCCUUUCUUAUCUUUCAAUUCUUUCCUAUAGGCCAGAACCUAAGCUUCUACCUGAGAAAACCAAUGCUGUGUCCACUGGCCGUGCAAUGGAAGCAUUUCAUUUUGUAAGCUACGUACCAAUCAGUGGAAGACUGUUUGAAUUAGAUGGGCUUAAACCCUACCCUAUUGAUCAUGGUAGGUCCAGUGUCUAUCUCACAAGAUUCCUUUUAACUAAUGAAUAAAUUAAGAAAUAAAUAGCAAUUUAGAGGUACAUGUUCUUGUGAUGGAACCUUACUCCACUUUCCACCAAUGAAGUCACCGAAGACCCUUGGGGAUCACGCUCUUAUGUUCAUUGCCCCAAAGUCGUGGAACAGCCUACCAUGUGGUGACAUACGGACGACCAUGAAUCUAUCAACUUUCAAAAUGAAACUGAAAACAUUUUUAUUUUCCCAAGAAUUUACAUGACUAGGUUCUUAAUUUUAAUUGUAUAUACUUAUUUUUAGAAUUAUCUUUACUAAUUUUAGAAGUCUAUGAAGUGCAAUCAUGACUAGGUUUUUAAUUUUUACUCGUAUAAUACUUAUUAUUAUUUACAAUUAUUUUUAUUGUUUUUAGAACUUCUGUGAAGCACAAUCAAGCAUUUUUAUGGAAAUUAUGCCAUAUUAUUGUUAUUAUUAUUAUUAUUAUUAUUAUUAUUAUUUUUAUUACAUGAAGCACAUUCACAUAGUGGUUCUUCCUCUAGGCUAGCUGAUCACUUGUCAAAUUGGAAUUUGGAAAUGUUGGCUUUUGAGGAGAGAAGAAAACCAGAGUACCAAGAAAAAAAAAUCUUGCCAGCAUAUGGUGUUGACACAAAUUGAACCUGGGUCACAUUGAUGGGAGAUAUUUUUAGUGCUCUCACCACUGUACUCACUAACUUUCCCUUUCAACAAUCACUUUUAGGUCCUUGGGGUGAACAUGAAGAGUGGACAGAAAAAUUUCGCAGAGUGAUAACUGACAGACUGGGGAUAGCAACUGGAGGGUGAGUCAGUAUGAACAAUAAUGAGGGUAUCCACCCGGGGAAGGUGAUUUAGAAAUGUUUGGCUCGAGAUGUAAGGGCUGUCAUUUAGAGCCAGGGGCUGGGGUUUUCCUCUGGCUACAAUGAAUGUGGUACAAUAAUUAUAAAUGAGUGUUGGAAAAUAGAAGAAAAAUAGAACCAAGGCUAGGAUUAAGGAUUUCAGGGGAUAGGGGAAGUACAUUUGUAAGAUGCAACUUGAGACCUAAUGCUUACCCAAAGUUUACAUAAUUGUGGUGCUGUUUAUUAAUUUUCUUGAAACUAAUGUUAAGUGUUUGCUUGCUUUGAACAGUGAGCCAUAUCAUGAUAUUAGAUACAACCUAAUGGCUGUUGUGGCUGACCGAAUGAUCACAUGCGAGGAGAAACUUAAACAGCUAAAUGGAGAAAGGUGAAUUACCUGUAAAAUUUAUUUAUUAUUGUUUUGCAUCUGGGUAGGUUAUGUUGUGUGUUUAAUAGCGGAGCUACACAUGGGCAAACAGAGCCUUAUAGCUACAAUGUAAGAAAAUUAAUUUUGGUUAUCUAUCCAUGUGGGAUAUUGUUUAUAGUCACAUGAACAGACUUCUGCCCAUCUGUCUGUCCACACCACAGGGAAACCAAUGUGAAAUGUCACACUUUCUAGCUUCUGUGGGAACAUUCAACCUGACAGUGCACAUCCAUGUUGUGGUCAAUUGACAGCUGUCAAAACUGGUUAAUGAAAUCUUUGCUUUAGCCUUUGCUAAAUCUGUUAUUAUAUACACAUGUAAGUGAUAUUGACAUCAUGGUGCAAUGAGCCCCUCUCCAUAAAUUUCAUUCUAAUACUAUUUAUUGAGUUAAUUUUUGUUGGUGUUGUACGAGUGUAUUGUGAAAAUGCCUUUUUAUACAUGUAUGUUUUUCUUUACUAAAUAUCAUUAUUAAGAUGUGGAAAUGUGCUUUAUCUUGCAGAGAAACCAUUGUGGAAUCACUGAAAAAGGUAUUUAUCUUGCUUCUUAGCCUCAUAGAAUAGUGGAGACAAUUACAACAUUAGGAUCAAAAUAUUUUCUGCAGCACCUUUUUUUGACAUCUGUAUGUUGUUAUAUCAGGGUGCAAAGAAAAUUAUUUUUACAGCUUGCCAUUCGGGCAAGCUGAAGCUAGCAUUUACUAGCCCAGACGUCAUUUUAACUAGCCCCAAAAACUUUUAGACUGGCAGAAUUGAUUUCACAGUUCUUCUUUUAUUCGAAUUCUUCAUAAAACAUCACUUGCCCGUUGGACAAGUUAAAAAUCGAAUUCACUAGCCCGAUAGCAAAAUCCACUAGCCCCGGGCUGUUGGACACUAUUUUCUUUGCAUGCUGUACACAUGUAAAAAAAAACUGCAGGGGAUAAAUUAAUGCCUAUCCAGUGGUUAUGUUGUGGUUUUUGUUUCUGGUCCUUGUUUUAUUGUUAUUAGGCUAAUUUCAUUUUAGUUUUUGCUGCUAUAAAGGUUUUAGUAAUAGUAAUAAUGAUAAUGACAAUGAUAAUAAUGAAAGAUUUUGUAAAACAUUUAAGGAUAAAAAGCAACGCUAUUAAAACAUGACGUUUCGGCGACGACAUGUCACUAUUAUCAAGUACAAAUGAAAGAGACUAUGAUAUAUAUAGGAGUUGAAGGUGUGAAACACAACUACAUUAAAUUUGAAGAACAAAAGAACGAAAUAAUUAAAUGAAAAGUUUUGCUGCAACGGAGUCGGUUUGAGUGUUUAAGGAUGGUCUCAUUUACUUAAUUAACAACAUCUCACAAAUGAGGCACUCAGUCAAACUUUCCUCGGCGUUUCUGAAGGAUCUUUAAACGUUUUUAGAGAUUAAUAAUGAUGAUGAUUUUGAUCAGGAAGGUGGUGAUGAUGGUGAUGAUGAUAAUGACGAUGAUGAUGAUGACUAGCUGUAGCUAUCGCUAAGUGCUAAUGGGGGGCAAAGAAUCCAGUUUCAGAGAAUGUGUGAAUUCUUUGCACAAUCUGUACAUCCUGGAUCGCACGUGUGAAGGAAUUCGUAUACUUAUUCUUGGUUUGCAACCACGUGACAAGGCAACCGUGUUGGGGGUCAAUACAAUAGUAUUUGAUCUUGAAGUUCCCCCAGGAGAGAAAUGCUUUGGUUUUUGGCCACCAACAUGGCCGCCGUGACGUCACCUGCAAACCAGCAAUACUCGAGUUGAGUCACAGAUGUUACACGCUGGCCGAUGAACACGUGAUUCACUCUGUGAGCUCACUAGCUUGAUUUUGAACGCGCUGGUUCAAAUAUAAACCGUCUAAACUGUGCUACGCUAGCCGCUUUUAUGUACGAGUUCGUUCUCAGGUUAAUUGCUGUUAAAUUUUGGAUAUGUGUGACAUGUUUGGGAUAUGUGUGUCAUGUCUGUCUUGGCAACUGGGACGCUGCCGAUAACAACUCUCUCGUUCACGUUUGAGCUCGCUCGCUCGAUUUUAAUUGAACGCACUUGUUUAAAUAAAAACUCCAAAGAAUACUCUACUAAACUGAACACAGUUCAAAAAACACACAGGCAUUUAAAACUCCUAUUUCUACUCACCUAAAAAUUAAUGUCCAGGAACGUCGGACAAACCAACUGAUAAACAACUCUACCACAACCACGCCUGAUGACUGCGUCAUAUACCAAAUCUCACGCUCUCUCAUUGGUUCUUGUUUUAGCUCUUUUUUUCGUUACCUUACACUGAUAGGCCACUUCCGAGUCCAAAAACCUAUAAUACUCCUUAAAUCGAAUUAAUUCAAUAUGGCCGCCGUAUCGGUAAAAAGGUCUGUUUCGCAAUUUUUUUGUUUCUUGUUUUUCUUGUUUCUUGAAAAAUCAUUUCCAUAUCAAAGUCUGAGCACUUAACCUCGUUUUGAUACAGAGGCCCGGGGGAACUCGGAAAUGGCCUAUUUCUUUACACUUAAUACCUUACAAUAUAGCGCGCUUCGAUAUUAGUUGUAUAAUGCCGCCUCGUCAGCCUCGCGUCUUCCCUUGGCGGACUCGUUGACAAUAUUUGUAAGAGGGAGCUUGUUCCACGACGACGGUAGCGACAAUGAGAACGGCGAAAGAAAGCAAUAGUUGAGAUAAGCAAAACAACAACUUUGCACGUGCAUCACGCUUUUUGUCCAUUUCUUUGCCGUCGUUGCACGACUACCACGUGAAACUGCUUAAUUUCACGUUUUAUGGAGGACGUAAACACCAGACAACUUUGCUCCCGGAAUUUCAAGAAUAUUCGGUUGAGUUGUUCGCAUUUCGGGAAAUUCAACUGUUUCCGAAACUUGUAGAAACUUUUCGGGAAAAUAGACCCUUUCACGGUUUUUUCAACUUUUCACAUUGACAAAUGGCGAAAUCCGUCGACACCACUGGAAAGAGCGUCUAGUUGAUAUUAGUAAAACUGCCAAAUUUGGAAGUGAUGCGUCUUAAGAUAUAGCUCCGCAAAGUUGCGAAAAUUUACAGACGUUUGUAUGGUGGUGGUGGUGGUGGUGGAAGGGAGCACAAACCUUCCCCUCCCCCUCCCUCCUCCCCUCCAUAGAAACGAAUGGAAAGCGCCCGUGGGCAUGCUUGCUGUACGACCAGUGUUUAGAUAUGACUAUUCUGAGUUCUAGUCUUGUAAUAUUCGCAGUUUGAUCCAGCUACCAGUAAAGACAAAACUGCGGCUGUUGCAACAGACUCCCCCUCCCACACAACAGACACCCCAGCACUGGAAAAGACAGACAGCAUUGUCACGACAGCAAGUACUGCUUUGGUAACACCCGCUACUGCUAUGGCAACAACAGUUGCCAUGGCAACACCGUGCACAAUGACAACAUCAGUCGCUAAGCCAACAUCCAUCGCAAUGACAACGUCAGUGGGCGAUGUCCCAGGAAAACCAGGAAACACCGCAGAGACUCCAAAAGAGAAUGGGGACUUAUCGGCAGCAGUGACUACACAACAAAUUGCCGAGGAAAAAAACGAAACUGUUGCGGAGGAAAACAAAAGUGUGCCAUCUGAUGAGUCGCAAAAAAUGGAACAAGGUAAAGAACCUACAGAAGCGAAUCCACCAUUGUCGCCUACAGGAAGUCUACAUUCGGAAUCUGGAGAAUCAGGAACGGGGGUAAGAGUUUGAAUUUCUUUCGGUCAGUUUGACCCCAUUUGUCCCUACUUACUAAUNAGAAACGAAUGGAAAGCGCCCGUGGGCAUGCUUGCUGUACGACCAGUGUUUAGAUAUGACUAUUCUGAGUUCUAGUCUUGUAAUAUUCGCAGUUUGAUCCAGCUACCAGUAAAGACAAAACUGCGGCUGUUGCAACAGACUCCCCCUCCCACACAACAGACACCCCAGCACUGGAAAAGACAGACAGCAUUGUCACGACAGCAAGUACUGCUUUGGUAACACCCGCUACUGCUAUGGCAACAACAGUUGCCAUGGCAACACCGUGCACAAUGACAACAUCAGUCGCUAAGCCAACAUCCAUCGCAAUGACAACGUCAGUGGGCGAUGUCCCAGGAAAACCAGGAAACACCGCAGAGACUCCAAAAGAGAAUGGGGACUUAUCGGCAGCAGUGACUACACAACAAAUUGCCGAGGAAAAAAACGAAACUGUUGCGGAGGAAAACAAAAGUGUGCCAUCUGAUGAGUCGCAAAAAAUGGAACAAGGUAAAGAACCUACAGAAGCGAAUCCACCAUUGUCGCCUACAGGAAGUCUACAUUCGGAAUCUGGAGAAUCAGGAACAGGGGUAAGAGUUUGAAUUUCUUUCGGUCAGUUUGACCCCAUUUGUCCCUACUUACUAAUCUCCUGUCAGGUGCCUCAGUGUACCUUUCUUUGGCUCCUUAUACCUUUUGGAAGCAGUCAAGUUACAUAUUCCUGUUGUACAGAACUGACUAUGGGGUGCAUACUCGUUUAACCAUUUCACCACCACAAAAGUGGCCAAAGUCAAUCUUUAAAAACACUUCGACAUGACAGUUUGUAAAAUGCUUUAAAAAUAAAUAAAUAAAUAAAAUAAUGAUAAUGAUAAUAAUAAAAGUAGGUUGCGUUUGAUCGUCCGGGUGAACGUAGUCCUGAAUAGGACUGUUGUUGUUGACAGUGACUGACGUUUCGACAACCUGUGCGGUAGUCAUCUUCAGAGUUAAAGUGAGUUGUAUCACGUAAGUUGAUGGUAUUAUACUCUGGUUAGCGAUGUUAUUGGUCGUCUGUCAGUUAAGCCGUGAUGGUAUUGGCUAUGAAGACUCGUAAUUUGAAUGGUAACAUCAUAGGAUUUCAUCCACAGACUCAAAAGUUAGAACUCCAUACUAAAUAAAUAGUACCAUGUGAAAGUACUGCUGAAGAGGUUUCAUCUGAAUGGUAACACCACAGGAGUUUGUCCACAGAAUCAAAUGUUAGAAACAUCUUACAACGCUCCAUCGUUCACUAGGUCGUGACUUUGAAUUUACUAGAGGACGAUAUGACCUUAAAUCUUCUAAAAAGCUGCUAUGAAUGGUAUUUUCUUUGUUGAUGUUUCCAGGAGACCACCGAGACAGCUCCAUCAGAAGAUCAACAGGAUUACACUGAAACCUUUUCAUUCUCUGACUCCGAGACAGUGGUCAGCAGUCAUGAUGGUAGAGCAGGCGCAGAGGAGCUGUCCAGUGACCCAGAUAAUGGUGACACUGGCACAAAGAGUCAGCCGAAGCUAAAAGGUAGAGGAAGUAUUGACGUUUGGAUAGACCGUAACACCGCACGGUGGACUUUCUCCACUAAAUUUUGCUUGUUUAUUUGUUUGUUUGUUUUAACAAAAUAUUAUCUGAUUGGCGUUGUAGAUGACGAAAAAAGAUCUGCAAAGAACGCUAACCAAGAACCUGUCCCGAAUUAUGGCUUUUCUAUUCCAUUGAGUGAGUUGGCCAAGAUUUGUUCAGAAACUCAGGUAAGCUGGGUCUCGCUAAUAGCAUGGAACAAGAUAAAUUUGUGAAUUAAUACUUUUAAAACGGAGGGGGGCGGGGGGCGGGGGGUGGCGGGGAAGAAGAGAUUAAUCACUACUGACUCACUGACAUACUGACUGACUGACUUCAGGACCUGUUGACUGGAUGGCUGAUAGAUUGAUCAGCCGACUGACUGACUGACUGAUUGGCAGACCGACUGCUUGAUUGUUUGAUUGUCUCAUGUAUGCCCGAGUUGCUGGGCAGCUGGCUAGCCAUUACAAGUUUGUUUAAUUGUUUGUUUACUUUACCACAGAAACACAGUCGUCAAAAUUGAAGCUGGAUUACUCUAAGACCGUAUUAUUUCACGUUCCUUGGCCUUUCCUCUUAUUUUGCUUAUGACCCAGGUUUUGUCACCAAAUCGCAAAACGAUGAAAAAAAUGAAUGAUUGACCGACAAGCUAAAGCUAACAUGGAGCUGUGUUUCUUAUGUCGCUUUUUUAUUCUUUCAGGUUCUUGUUACCCAACUACACCAGGUAGAGCGUCAGAUUCAAGCGAAUGAAAAUUCCUUGAGAGAAGAAAAAGAGAAACGGAGGAAGUACUACGUAUGUAUUAAUUCUUUGUGAAUUUUGGCGGGCACUAUAUUUUUAAUGGCGGCAAUAGUCAAGAUCAUCACUGGAGCUGUUGAAGCAUGCGCACUGAGUAGUACACACGUGAGGGAGUAGUCUGGGAACAAGAACGUAUCACCAGAUUUGCGCGUGUUCUACAGCCUUUAGAGAGUUUUCAUUGACAUGGUCAGCAUCUAUGCAUAAUUAUUGAAACAAAAGGACGUUUUUGCAUAAGAAAAGUUUUCAACUCCAGGAUUGGUUUGGAACACCAACAUGGCCGCCGUUUCAUUAUUUUAUUUCAUUUAUAUAGCGAACAUGAAGUCGUGUGAAAAAGUUCUAUUGUAGGCGGUCGAAAACAUUCAAAAACGCUAGUGGGGCGCGCACCUGUGUUAACACGAAACGCGCGGGUUUUCGAGACGACUAGACCAUAUUCACAUGUAUUUUAGAUGCUUUCUAUCUUGAUAUAGUUCACGUGACGGUACUUACAAGAUUCGCCCCUUUGUGCCACUGGAAAUAAUGAGUGCUCGAGUACUAGAAUAAUUAUUGUCACAAGAUCUGCGCUGUGGCCAAAAAAAGGAAAAAAAACGCAAGCGAAUGAAGUCUGUCAGGGUGAAUGAGUGUGACAAUACGUUUUGGUUAACGAAUGAAAAUUUCUUCAUCUAAUUAUUUAUUUAUUGUUAUUAUUCCAUUUCUUUGCAGAUCGAUCACAGUCGCCGAACUCAUGACUACGAUCCUUUUAUUCGCACAUUUUUGACCAUGUUAGCUGAACAGGGACACCUCGCUCCGCUUGUUGAACAACAGAACUCUCUUAAGCGUAGACUUCCCCAAACCAAACCUCACUUAAAACAAUUAAAGCGAGUGUACAAACGCAAGAAGCCGAGAUAGUUUAAACGGAGACGUCGUUUUGCUGAUGAGGGUAAUUUUCACCGGAUUUAAAAUGGUUUGCUCGACUGAAGAACUUAAAGCGAGUGUACAAAGGAAAGAAGCCAAGAUAUUUAAAGAGGACUUCGAACAGCCAACUGUAAAUUCUUUCGAAACAAAAGUUACCGUCUUAACAGUCAGCCAAUGUUCGGAAGGAAUGUUUAAUUCAGAGAUCCGAAAUUUUCCAUAUCCUGUGUUUCUCGCAGGGAAAAACGACAUAUUUUAAUGUGGACUAUUUCUCAACGUUCUGGGACAUUUUCUGUCAUUUUUCGCCAAGCCCCGUACGAUGGCGUUCGGUUCCAGGCCUCCUUUGAUCACUUUCGCAGUGUGAACUGGGCUGAGGACUGAGCUCGAUUUGCACCGCUUCAAGUGCGCAGCUGAAGCGUGAAGACUAGAGAGAUUAAGAUUCACAUUAACGACAAACGGCAAACGUGAAUCUGUACCACGUGACCAAGUGUUUCCCUUAAUUGUCGACAAGUGUUUAUUACUUCAACUAAAAAAUAACUAGUUUUACGCCAGUUUUAUACAUAACAACUGUUCUGGACAUUUUUUUUGUCUGCUUAUUUUCUAUUCGGAGGAAUUCUUAACAUGAAUCUGACGUUUGCCGUUUGGCGUAGACGUGAAUCUUUAUCUCUCUACUGACCCUGAGAUCCGCUGAGGUAGAGAUUUUCCAUGUUUUGUGUACGAGAUUACUGUACACAAUCACAUCAUAGCGGCACGAACUCAAGCAAACGUUACAAAGUGUAGAACUAGCUAAAACAACUAAAUAGGAUAUAAAGAGCGAGAGAG
Porites evermanni is the source of this 12612-nucleotide messenger RNA. NCBI's taxonomy places the organism in Eukaryota, Metazoa, Cnidaria, Anthozoa, Scleractinia, Poritidae. The record is from the annotation of a GenBank genome assembly.